Molecule: messenger RNA, 1204 nt
Organism: Phalaenopsis equestris
Lineage: Eukaryota; Viridiplantae; Streptophyta; Magnoliopsida; Asparagales; Orchidaceae
Product: very-long-chain (3R)-3-hydroxyacyl-CoA dehydratase PASTICCINO 2A
Exons: 9
Coding region: 221-886 (221 amino acids)
Biological process (GO): fatty acid elongation; very long-chain fatty acid biosynthetic process; sphingolipid biosynthetic process
Cellular component (GO): endoplasmic reticulum membrane
Molecular function (GO): 3-hydroxyacyl-CoA dehydratase activity
Source: RefSeq, a predicted model, not a curated record
AGUAUCAACUAAUCCUGCCAUGGAUCGGUAGCUGAGUUUUGCUCGCCAAAAACCAGAACAAUUAAAGACAAGUAGGUCAUCCGCCAGCUUCCUUUACUCCUCUCCUCCAAUGGGGGCGCGCGACGCUCCCGUUCUAUAAAACUUCAACAGACCACAAAUUGCUUGAAAAUCUCCACCCGCUUCUUCUUCGCCUCCACUCCUCCGUCUUCUUUCCGCUCCGAUGGCCGCCUUUCUCUCCAGCAUUCGAAGGCUGUACCUCUCAGUCUAUAACUGGGCGGUCUUUUACGGAUGGUUCCAGGUUCUGUACCUAGCUAUCAAGGCACUCCAGGAACACGGGCACGAACAGGUUUAUGAUGCGGUCGAGCGGCCUCUUCAGCUCGCGCAGACCGCCGCUAUUUUAGAGAUUUUGCAUAGCCUUGCUGGUUUGGUAAGAUCUCCGGUUUCGGCCACCCUGCCGCAGAUUGCAUCAAGGCUGUACGUUACUUGGGGUAUCUUGUGGAGUUUCCCGGAGGUCAGGGCGAAUGUUCUUGUUAGUUCUUUGGUUAUCAGCUGGUCUAUUACAGAGAUAAUUAGGUAUUCGUUCUUUGGCUUGAAAGAAACUUUUGGUGCUCCACCUUCUUGGCUCCUAUGGCUAAGGUAUAGCACCUUUUUGGUAUUAUACCCAACAGGCAUCUCUAGUGAGGUUGGCCUCAUAUACAGUGCCUUACCGUUCAUAAAGGCAUCUGAAAAAUAUUGCUUGAGAAUGCCUAACAAGUGGAACUUCUCUUUUGACUAUUUCUAUGGUGCUAUUCUGGUUCUUGGUAUCUAUGUUCCAGGCAGCCCACAUCUGUAUAAUUACAUGCUCGGGCAGCGCAAGAAGGCUCUUUCUAAAGGCAAGAAGGAUUGAACUGGAGCCCCGGCCAAGUGCACAAAAUUCUUCCUCUGAUAUCUGUAGAUUUUUCUUUCAUUUUUUAUUUUCUUUAAAAUUCGUGACAUUUCUCUGUUAAUGAAGAAUCUGCGAAGUCAUCACUGUUGGCUAUUUAUGUUUAAGGGCUUUAGAUUUGUUCAAUGAAUGGUUUAUACAUGUAAACUAUGGGAAGGGAAGUAUCUAUAAAAUGACUUUUUUUGGGGGGCAUUUACAUAAACACCACUACAUUUUUAUGUAUUUAGAUAUCUAAUACAUAGAUAUUCAUGUUCACAUGCAACCACUGGCAUCACCAUCAUU